UCAUAUCAAAACUUUAAUUUCAACUGAGCGGUUGCAGCGCGCGUCGGUCGGCUUGAAGGCGAACAAUUCAAAAGUAACUGAGGAGCCCAAUAAAAUCUUAUUUGAGAGUUAAACAGAAGCACAGAAGGCGAAACCAAAACGUUCAGGUGUUUGUUAAAAGUUGAAUGUGCUAGCGUGUGCGUUAUUAUUCCGUUUUCACAUUUUCUCAAAAGUGCGAAAAAAGGGAAGAAGGACCGAGUGAAGAAGCAGCGAAAACGACAAGCGAAAAAUUUGUUCGUGACUCGGCGGCUGUGCUGUUCUGUUUGCUUCUCCCUCCCGUUCGCCGCUCUCUCUGUGUGUGUGUUUGUGUGGUGCGGCGUGUAUGUGAGAGGGCACAAGGAGAAUUUGCAAGAAGCAAGAAAGAAACGCCAGAAAAAGAAGCGAGAAGAGAAAUAAAACGCAGUGGCGUGUGAAUCACGAAGAGAGAUAGAGAGAUACAGCAAAAUGGAGCACGAGGACAACGCUCAGUUCGAUAAUUACAUGAACCGCUUCGCGGAGAAUAUUCAGCAAAUCGCUGGCGGUGCCGGCAAUGCUGUCGAUGCUGCCGGCGAGCUGGUGCCCAACAUCGGCGCCGCCUCCGUCAAGUCGGGCGAGCACGAAGACGACGAGGAAUGGAAGUACAGACAUGAAGUGCAGCAGAGCGAAAAGCAGCAGCAACAGCAGCAUCUUGGCGGCUUCGGCGAGGAGGACUUCGGCGCUAACGUGGCAGGAAAUGGCAACGGCAACGGCACCGGCAAUGGGUUUGGCCACCACGAGGCAGAGCUGCUGAUCGGCAAUGGGCUGGGCAAUGGCGGCGGUGCAGCCGCUGGCUUUAGCCUGGUCUACGAGGACGAAGACGUUGAAGUGAUCAAGAACGAUGGUGACUUCUCGACAAACUCCAACACCACAACGUCGACCGGCGAGGUGGCCGGCCUGGAGCGGCACGAUCAGCAGCAGCUGCUGCUGGAGCCACAGCGAGAUCUGCUGCAGCAGCAGCAGGAGCUGCUCCAUCAGCAGGAGGACGAGGAUGAGGCCAGCUCGGUGGCCACCACAUAUGGCACCAGCAGCCUGAGCGAGAACAAUCCCACGCCGCUGGAUCAGGAGGUGGUGGGUGGCCAGCAGGAGGAACAGGAACAGGCACAGGACCUGCUCGAAGCCUUUGACAACAAGGAGAACAACGAUCCCGUUGUCGACCCCGAAGAAUCUCACUCGCAACUCAAUCCCAAUGCCGUCGCAUUUGUGCCCAAUUUUGGCUCCCAGCCGUCAUCCCCAUUGCCCAUGGAGGGUGAGCCUGUCCUGGGCCUGAAUCCGCGCCAGCUAAUUGGUGGUCCUCUCGACGAUAUGGUGGCGGAGAGUCCCCGCAAGGGCUCGGCCAGGGACAACAUGGACGCCAUUGCCGUGCCCGACGAGCGGGAGUUUGACAUUGAGGCGGCCAAGCGACCCCAUGAACUGGAGCAGGAAAACGAUGUCUUUACCGAUGGCAACCUGGAGCAACAGCUCUUGAAUGGAGCAGGCGCUGGCUUUGUCCUGGGCGCUGCCCCGGUCCUCGAGGAUGUCCUGGACCACGGCCCAGAAACCAGCGUUGACUUGGAUCUGACCGUGGACCAGAUCACCGCCAGCAACGACAUCAUGAAGCAGUCGUUCUACGGCGAGCUCAAUACCUCCAUCGAGGACAUACUCAACUCGGUGCAGCCGCUGCCGACUCAGUCGAGCGAGGAUUUCGGAGCUGCCGAGAAGGAGCUGCUCAAUGUGGAGGAAAAGGAACAUGUCUCGCAGUCCCCCUCCACGGAGGAGCUGCAGUACCAGGCCAACGACGACCAAGACCAGAUUCAGAUUCAGCAGAUCCAGCAUCAGCAGCAAUUGUUUGGCUCUGCCCCCGAGGACCCAAUGCAGGCCUCGUUCUAUCUGGAGCACACUUCCAGCGAGGCCCAUCAGCAGCAGCAGGAGCAGCAGCGCCCAGAGGAGGAUCUUGACCAGCUGCCCGGCGACUCUUCCGAUCCCUUCGCCGAGAACGUCAACGACCAGAGCCUGCUGCUGGACACCAGUGCCCCACUGUUCAGCCCCGAGGAAAUUGCGCCCGUGUCCAAACCGGACGCCAGUGCCCCCCCGUUCAGCCCCGAGGAAAUUGCGCCCGUGUCCAAACUGGACGCCAGUGCCCCCCCGUUCAGCCCCCAGGAAAAUGCACCCGUGGCCAAGCUGGAGCUGGAGCCGCAGCAAGCCGAUAUUGUGGACAUUACGCCGUCGCCGCUCUCCUCCACCGAGGAGAAGCAUCUCGUCGAGGACACCAAGGAGACAUUCGAGCAGGAGACUCUAUUGUUCGAGCCACUUGUCGAGGCCGGAGCUCCCCCACAGGUGGAGGAGUACGCUGCCUUCAAUGCAGCUUCCGGCUAUGAGGCUCAACGCUCCAUCGAGCAGCUCGCCCCGUCACCGGGAAUCAAUCCAUUUGCUGCGCCAUUCACGCCCGCACACUUGGCCGAGGAAGUCAUCGUGGCCCAAGAGCUGCAACCGGAAAUACAGGAAAACUUCAACCAGCUGCAAUUGCAGGAGGAACUCAUCGAGGAGGAGUACCAGAUUAGCCCUGAGCCUGAAGCCGCCGCCCCCGCCCCCGCUCCCGCCCCCGUCAACGUGUUCCCCGACUUUGCUGCUGCUGCUGAGGCUCCAGCUCCAGUUCCAGCUGAGGCUGCUGCACCCUUUUUCAAUGGCUUCGAGAGCAAUACCACCCCAGAGCCGGUGCACCAGCAGGAGGAGAUUACGGAGCCAUCGGUGCUGCUCUACUCUGAGCCAGCUGUGGAGGCACCAGCUCCGGCUCUUCAAGAGCCCGAGCUGCCUGUGAGCUCUGAAGCAACUUCCGAAGCAGUAAAACCCGUUUCUUAUGCAUUUGACCUGGACGACACUCCGGUGGCUGAAGCAGAGCCCAUCCCUGUGGCCGCCAGCGAACCCGUUGCCGAGGAGCCCCCCGUGGUCGCCGCUGCUGCUGUGGUGGCUGCAGCUGCAGCCGCUGUCGCCGGCACUGCCGUGGCCGCAGCCGCAGCUGCCAAGGCCAAGGGAAAACCAACUCCCACUGAUGCCAAGAAGCCGGCUGCAAAGCCUGCAACCACUACGGCUGCUGCCAAGCCCAAGCCAGCAGCUCCUUCUGCGGCAAAGAAGCCCGCAACAGGCCCCACAACAACAGCAGCACGCCCUCGGACGGCACCAGUGGCUCCCAGGACCACGACUGCAUCGUCGUCGACAGCUGGCAAGCCGGCCACCACUGCCCGCAAGCCGCUGACCAGCUCGGUGGGAACUGUUGCCGCCAAGCCGGCACCCAGGACCACCACCACAGCCAGUGCACGGCCAGCGACAGCUCCGGCCGGCCGUACGGCUCCCGCCAGCAAGCCGUUGGCCAGCAAGCCCCUGGGCAGCACUUUGACCAAGACAACAGCCAGCACAACGACAGCCGCUCGCAGCGCUGCCUCUGCCAGCCUGGCGGCACGCAAGCCGCUCUCUUCGGCCACGGCCAAUGGAGCUGGUGCCAGCAGCGGUGCUGGCAGCCUGGCCAAGCCACGUUUGGCGACCACCACCAGCACUGCCGCACCCAAGCCGAAGGUGCCGUCGCCUCGCAGCGCCGCCCCUACUGGCGCCAGCACAGCCCGCAAGGCGGCGACUGCUGCUUCCACAACGAGUGCAUCCUCGCAGGGCGCUCGUAGCCCCACAAAGCCAACGACCCAUGGACUGGGCAAGAGCACCGCAGGCAGCAGCACUACUACCACCACCACUACUCGCGUCAAGUCGGCCACAGCGGCCAAUGGCACAGGCACUGGCACUACUACCACAUCGACCACAAAGACUUUCACAGCCCGCCCGGCACCCAAGUUCACGCACUCGACGGCCAGCGGAACCACCGGCAGCAGCAGCACCACCACGCGACGCUCCCUGCUGGCCUCGAGCUCGACCACGACUGCGGCCCAGCGCAAGACCUCGCCCCUGAAGACCAGCAACAACACGCUCAGGGCGUCGCCUCUGAAGUCAGCUGGAAGCGCCUCCACCACGCCGCUGAAACCGAAAGCCAAAGAAACAGCAGCCGCUUCCAAAGCCUCGCCGGCCGCUAUAAAGGCGCGCAAGGUGCCCACCCCGAUGAAGGGUGCAGCCCCUGGGGCCCCCAUUAGGAAACCAGUGCCGGCUGAGCCGGCUCCUCCGGCCACCAACGGCGAGGAGGAGCAGCAGCCACCCAUUACCCAGAACGGCAACGGAUCACACGAGGCAGAGGUCGUCGCAGAGGAGUUCCCAGUGUCCCAGGAUCAGGAACAGGCACCAGCUGUAGCUCCAGCUGCAGCUCCACCCGCAGAGGUGUCCCUGCUGGAUUUCUAGGGCAAAAAAACACGAGAAUUACUUUACUAAUAUUAUAAACAUAUUAAGCUAAAGUACUUUGUGCGCGCGCGGACAUCAAGAGAGGAAAAUAAGAUGGGGAAAACAGAAGAAACGGAAAACUUUAAGACAGAAAAUCGAACCCGAAUUGUGAAUUGUGGGCCCCGAUACCGAUGCUCCAAUGCAAUCGAACCGAACCGAUCUAUUUAUACAUCGACUACGAUUUCGAUUUCUUUAUAGAUAUUUAUAUAUAUAUUAAAUGUAUGUUAUUAAAACGAAGCCCCAGAGCGAAAGCAACGUUUUGUGCUAUUUUGUGAAGGUUUUUUGUACCGCUGUGGCAAAUGAUUAUACUAUAUGGUGUGCUCUGUUUUUUCUCGCUCAUUUAUUUAAGUUUUUUAGUAAUUGUUCCUCACACGCUCUGUUAUUUCUUUCGCCCAUGUGCUAAGCGAAAUUUUUGUUUUGCUCCGAACGGCACGACGGCACCCAAGCGCAUCGCUAAAAACCACAAAAAAUAAUUGUCAUUUUUGCAACAUUUUUAAAGGCAAAGAAAACCCAAUUGCAAAAGAAAGAAGCCCCCAAAAAAAACACAAAAAACAUUGUCAAAAAGGGAAAACGCAAAAAAAAAAAACAAAAAUCAAAUAAAACUAUGAAAAAAUAUCGUGUAGGAAGAACAAAAAAAAGUAUAACUGUAGCUAUUAGUCGGCGUUCUAACAAGUUAAUAUGAAGAAGAAGAAGAAAAACCAUAAAAAAAUCAAAACUAAUCGAACAAGAAGGAAAAGCAAACAAAAUUUGCGCAGCUGAAAUGUUAGACUGCUAACCAUUUAAAAACGAAAACAAAAAGAACUUAUAAUAUUACUAAAUGAUUCAAGCAAGAAUCGAUGUGUUUUAACUGUCCUCCAAGCACGCACGCAUAUAUUUUAUUGAUUUAAAAAUGUUUUGUAUACGUUCCUCCAAGUUUACUUAAAAGAAAAGAGUUACAAAAAUUUAAUUUGCUUGAAAACCCGAAGAGCAAUCUAAAUUUUAACCCAGUGUAUCAUUUUAACUUCAGAAAAAAAAAAAAUCUUGAAAUGUUUUCUGUUUUAACACAUUAGAAAAGUAGUUUUUUAUGCCACCAGGAAACUGGUUGAAUUGUAUUAUUAUUUUUUAAUUCGUUAAAGACAAACAUCAGCAAGCAAUCGGCAGAACGAACAUUUAAUGUAACUCUACAGCACCAUCCCCGAAUCACACACACUCUCUAUACAUAUACUGUAUGUUUAAAACGAUAUUACCAAUUAAAAAUUAAACAAAAACGAACAAAAAAAUACUUAAAAAG
This is a messenger RNA of Drosophila miranda, 5674 nucleotides long. It is a transcript of the gene Map205, whose product is annotated as 205 kDa microtubule-associated protein. The transcript has 3 exons. The record is from RefSeq and is a predicted model, not a curated record. NCBI's taxonomy places the organism in Eukaryota, Metazoa, Arthropoda, Insecta, Diptera, Drosophilidae. The coding region runs from base 484 to 4365 and encodes 1293 amino acids.